UCGCAAUGAGCAAAGAUUUGCCAAAGGGUUUAUUGUUACUCUCCGUUGGGAGCCGAAAUUAUUUGAGAUCUCAUCAGUUCCACAGUCGAGUAACAGGACGCUGAAAUGGCUGGAGGUAAAGCAGGUAAGGACAGUGGCAAAGCCAAGGCAAAAGCUGUCUCACGUUCCCAGAGGGCUGGACUGCAGUUCCCAGUGGGCCGUAUCCACAGGCACCUGAAGACCCGCACCACCAGCCACGGCCGUGUGGGAGCCACAGCAGCAGUGUACAGCGCUGCCAUCCUCGAGUACCUCACCGCUGAGGUGCUGGAGUUGGCGGGCAAUGCCUCCAAAGAUCUGAAGGUGAAACGUAUCACACCCCGUCACUUGCAACUCGCCAUCCGCGGUGACGAGGAGUUGGACUCUCUCAUCAAGGCCACCAUUGCAGGAGGCGGUGUAAUCCCACACAUUCACAAGUCCCUGAUCGGGAAGAAGGGGCAGCAGAAGACUGCGUAGUCACCACGUUCAGCAAGACCAUGAAGGCUUGUUGAGUCUCGGACCAGACCAGGAGUUUUUGUUGUUUUUGUUUCCUUUUUGUUAUUAAUAUUAUAGCUAACAGAGCGAAUGCUAGGUUUUGUGUUAUUGUAAUAUUUCCCCUAAACUAGAGAAAAAAUGUCCUAGACAGGACACCAAAAACAACUAAAGACAUUUGUAUGUUAUUUUAGAUUGUAUGUCAGGGAAAUCAUAAUUUGUCAAAUUGUGAUGGUGGAUUUGUUUGAUUGGCUGGGGAAUCAGAAAUGUUUUAUACUGAUAAAAAUGGAAUUGUUAAACCAUUUUUUUUAUAAAAAUCUGAAGUGUUUGUGGUCUUUUUCAUGCAUAAUCUCCACUUUCUGGUGACACAAUGAGUUCCUUUUUCACUUUCCAGAUCUUAUGGAUAGAGAUAUAUACUGUUUUACAAGUCAGCCCUACUACUACUCAGGACAGCCUAAUAAACUGCUUUUGUGUGC
Molecule: messenger RNA, 983 nt
Organism: Hypomesus transpacificus
Lineage: Eukaryota; Metazoa; Chordata; Actinopteri; Osmeriformes; Osmeridae
Product: histone H2A.V
Exons: 5
Coding region: 106-492 (128 amino acids)
Cellular component (GO): nucleosome
Molecular function (GO): DNA binding; structural constituent of chromatin; protein heterodimerization activity
Source: RefSeq, a predicted model, not a curated record